This is a messenger RNA of Solenopsis invicta (red fire ant), 2787 nucleotides long. RefSeq names its product basic salivary proline-rich protein 2. NCBI's taxonomy places the organism in Eukaryota, Metazoa, Arthropoda, Insecta, Hymenoptera, Formicidae. Gene Ontology annotation, cellular component: nucleus. The transcript is spliced from 6 exons. The record is from RefSeq and is a predicted model, not a curated record. Gene Ontology annotation, molecular function: transcription coactivator activity. Gene Ontology annotation, biological process: positive regulation of transcription by RNA polymerase II. Bases 438 to 2279 code for a protein of 613 amino acids.
UGUGUAACCCAACUCCGAAACUGGAUGUACUUCGCGAAGUAAUUUACAGUAAUUGCCACACGCGUCAGCUACGUUACGGAAAAAAUACGGUACUCGCACGAUUGGUUUAUGGUUAGGCAUACAUAUAUACGUAUAUAUACGUAUAUAUACGUGUGUGUGCGUGUGUGUGUAUAUAUGUGUACAUAACACGCGGGUCGAGUUCGAAGAAGAUUUCUACGACGUUUCCGGCGGUCCCGCGCGAAUGAUCUCGCGCCUCUGAUACCGCGGGAACACGCUCGGGAAAUACGACGAAGAUGGACGUAUCGCACUUUGAGAUACUUCCAGGUAGCUUUCUACGAUAGCGUAACGUGACGAAAGAUUGCUCUCUCUAAGAUUACCGGUCUCUUCCGGUGAAAAGUGUUCAACGUCAAGACGACUCGUGAGUUGUCGCUUCGAAAAUGUCCGUGACCUUUGCACAACGCGGCAGACCACCUCCAAAUCCUGCCCAGAUACAGAAGAUGCUUGAUGAGAAUAGCCAGCUUAUUCAGAUGAUUCAGGAGUAUCAGAACAAGGGCAAGGCACAGGAAUGUAUGCAAUAUCAACAAAUGUUGCACCGCAACUUGGUAUAUCUAGCAUCUAUCGCAGAUGUAAACCAGAAUCUACAAACUUUAUUACCUCUACCUCAAGGUAUCUCCAAUGGUCCUCAGCAUGGUAUGAUGAAUCCACAAGGGCUUCCAAGUGGUCCAGGUGGCGCGACUGGUCCUGGGGGAGAAAUGCCGCCAAAUACACAACCAACAAUGCCAAUGACGACGUUUAAUCAAGGUCAGCCAAUGGCUCAAGGGUAUCGUGGGCCUGUGAUGCCUGGCCAAGGACCUGCUAUAAAUAGGCCUCCAACCGCACCAGGUCCGCAACAGUAUAGAGGUCCACAAGGUUAUCCUCAGCAACCUUCUCAGCAAGGUUAUCCUGCUCAAUACACUGGUCAAAAUCCUGGCUCAAACUACCAAGGCCCACAAGGAUCCGCAUAUACUCCUGGUCAACCAAACCAAUAUGGACCGCCAAACGCCUCUCAGCAGCAAGGAUAUAGUGCAGCAACGCAGCCAAACUAUGGUCCUCCAACUACAGUGAACAGUUAUGGUCCACAACCAGGUGGUUAUCCGCCACCGGGCUCAGCUCAGCCGCCUUCCGGAUAUGGACCACCACCGCCAAAUCAGCAAGGCUAUCCACCUUCAAACGCCUCACAGCAAAAUUUCUCAUCAGGUAGUCAACAACAACAACCAGGACAAUAUGGCAGUCCUAGUCCACAACCAAAUUAUCAGCAGCCUCCGUCCCAAGCGCCACCUCAAAACGCGUACGCCGCUGGACAGCCUGGAAGUUAUCCCCCUCCCUCCUCGCAGGCAUAUGCGAACAAUGUCCCACCGCAAAAUUAUCCGCCACCCCCAACAACUAGCGCGACUCAACCUCCACAACCUGGCUCUCAACAAAACACGGGUCCGCAACCUAAUUACGUUAACCAACCAAGUCCAGGUCCUGGCGCGACGCAGUACGGUCCCGCCUCUACAUCUCCACCAUUUAGCACUUCCUCUGCGAGCGGCGGCAAUACUUAUGCCCAAAGCAGUCAGCCGACAAGCACGCCGUCUGCCUCGACGCAGACGUAUCCGCCGAAUAGUGGUCCGCCACCGACGUCGCAAGGCGGAAACUACGCACCCCCGGUACCGCCGGCUCCCUCUGGAUAUCCCGUUCAUCAAACAUCACAUCCGACAUCGCACCCCCCGCAUCCACCGCCACCGCAUCAAUCACCACAUCAGCCACCGCACACCCCGCACCAAUCACCUCACCAGCCAACACAUCAGUCAUCCCAUCAACCACCCUCGCAUCAAUCACCACAUCAGCCACCGCAACAAUCUCAGCAACAGUCGCAAACAGCUCCGCAGACGCAACAGCAACCGUCUCAGAGUCCAGCUCCGAGUGGAUUUCAACCACCAUCUGGUCCACCGCAAGGUCCUGCCCCCCCACCAGGACCUCAACAACCUGCCUAUGGACCCACUACUACGCAAACAUACGUUCCACCGUCUCCAGCAGGGCAACCACAGAUUUAUAGUCCUCAUCCACCACAAGGAGGACAACAUUAUGGACAUCCUCAGUAUCCUCCUCAAAGUUAUCCUCCACCGCCAGCAGGACAAGGAUAUCCACAAUACCCACCACGACCACCUGGUGGACAUAUGCCUCCUCCACCUGGACCACAAGGACCACCUCCACCUAAUCAGUAUGGAGGUUAUGGUUAUCAGCCACCCACACAAUAAAAUACACCCAAUAACUCCCAAAAUAUAAGGUUUAGAUUAUAUGAUACUGAAAAUAUUUUUUGUUUUUAAUUACUUAAUUGUAUGAAUACUUUAAUAUACUUUCAUAAUGUAAGUUCGCAAUAUUAACUAAAUAUUGUGAAUAUUCAUAUUAAUAUUUUUGAACAUAAAAGGUUCAAAACAAAAGACGAGAUUAUAUUAAGAAAAGAAUUGUGAAGAACUUAAUAUAAUCUUGUACGUAAGAUUGAUAUAACAAGAAUUAGGACAAAAUUAUAUAUAAAUUAUAGAGGGUGCUCGAGUUGAAUUUAGAUUAAAAUUUUUUUUUACAAUCUUUAGUAUUUAUUUUUUUUUAUGUGUGGUAAUAAAAAUAAUUUAUAUAUAAUUUUGUUUAUAUAAUUUAUACAUAAUUUUAUUUUACAUUUUAUGUACGUAUAUAUACUAUGUCAGAAUAGCAAUUUUUUUAUUAACUAUAGAUCUCGAUGAAAUAAAUAUGCCAAAAUAUUCCAAACGA